GGAUUACAACCUCCGGCCGUCAAACUAGGUUAUUUUUUUCGGUUCAUAUAGAAGAGAAAAGAGGGAGAAGAAGAAUUGGCGGUGCUAGUGUCCAGGGUUCAUACGGAGGGAGAUAAUUUUGAAUUCUGCUAGUUCCAUAAUCGUUUGCAACGACAAGAGUGGAGUUUCGGUUCACUCGUUGGUUUUCUCUUUCACAUCCUUUCAAACAGUAAGGCGGUGGUGGGUUUACAUAAAUUAGAUAUGUCGGCAAAAUUCUCACCAACUUUACAAAUCAGUGAUCUCAAUGAUUACAUCGCCCCAUCACAAGCUUGCAUAGUCUCUCUAAAGGGGACUACUACGGCUAAGAAGCAGGAGACAGCCCAGGUGAACCAAGUGGUGAUUUCACCUUCUGUCAAACAAUUGAACACAGAACCAGUUAAAAUUUCAUUGAAGGACUGCUUGGCGUGCAGUGGUUGCAUUACUUCUGCAGAAACCGUUAUGCUUGAGAAGCAAAGCUUGGAAGAGUUCCUUACUAAUAUCAAAGAUGGAAAGGAUGUUAUUGUGUCUCUCUCUCCGCAGUCUAGGGCUUCAUUGGCUACACACUUUGGCCUUUCUCCAUCUCAGGUGUUCGGAAAACUCACAACCUUUUUGAAGUCCUUGGGAGUGAAGGCUGUAUUUGAUACCAGCUGUAGUCGAGAUUUAUCACUCAUUGAGUCGUGUAAUGAAUUUGUUGCUCGAUAUAAGCAAAAACAAUCAUUGCCAAUGAUUUCAUCAGCAUGUCCAGGUUGGAUCUGCUAUUCAGAGAAAACUCUAGGAUCUUAUAUUCUACCUUACAUCUCGUCUGUGAAGAGUCCCCAACAAACAAUGGGAGCCACAAUCAAGAAUCAUAUUUGUCAAAGAAUGGGUUUCCGGCCAGAGAAUGUCUACCAUGUGACAAUUAUGAUGUGCUAUGAUAAGAAGCUCGAAGCUUCAAGGGAUGAUUUUUUGUUUCCGUUGGAUUCAAAUGGAGAAACCAGGAAUGAGGCCGAGAACCCAAUGGUUGCAGAGGUAGAUUCGGUCUUGACAUCUGGAGAGGUCUUGGAACUGAUACAGCGUAACUCAGUAGAUUUUAAAGCCUUGGCAGAUUCACCGUUGGAUAGACUGCUAACAAAUGUUGACGAGCAUGGACGUCUGUAUGGUGUCAGUGGAGGCUCUGGAGGCUACGCAGAUACUAUUUACCGGCAUGCUGCUAAAGUACUUACUGGAAAAGAAAUUGAAGGACCUCUUCAUUUUGAACCAAAACGGAAGAAUUCAGAUUUCUGCGAAUUAAAUCUGGAUGUGGAAGUGGAGGGGGAGAAAAUAGUUCUGAAGUUUGCCCUUUGUUAUGGUUUUCGGAACCUGCAGAAUGUUGUCAGGCAGAUUAAAAUGGGUAAAUGUGAUUAUCAUUAUUUGGAGAUCAUGGCCUGUCCAUCAGGUUGUUUGAACGGUGGAGGUCAGAUCAAACCAAAAGAAGGGCAGUCAGGGAAGGAAUUAAUUCAAGCACUCGAAAGUGCUUAUAUGGAAAAUGUGGUGGUAACUAGCCCUUUUGAGAAUCUGUUAGUUAAGCGGUUAUAUGAUGAAUGGCUUGAGCAACCUGGUUCAGAGAAAGCUAAGAAGCACAUGCACACCCAGUAUCAUCCCAUGGUUAAAAAUAUUACCUCUCAACUCCAUAACUGGUGAGCUGGACGAAACAUUAACUUGUUGGAGUUUAUUUUUGCUUUAUUAAAGCCGGAGUCAUCGUCCCUUCACUACUGCAACUACCACAUACCACGAACGAGUUGAGUGUUCAAAGACUUUCUCGUCCUGGGUAGAUUACAUUUAGAGGUAAAACGGAUCAUCUUUCUGUCAGUGUCAUUACUUUUGGGUGAGAAAGAAACUAGUAUAAAUUAUUUAUAGAGUAUAUGGAAUAUAUAUGUAUGCAAGCCGUGUGGUGUGGUGGAAAGAGUUCCAGAAUCUGAAGCCAGAGUUUGGAUGGUGUUCUUCUGGUUUCUUCAGCUGUUCAAACUAAAAGGGAUAAACAUAUGAAACGAGUCUGGUACAAGUGGUUGCGGCGGUGUGUUCAUCCCAACUGUUCUGCCAUGUGCUGGAAGAUCGUAAGAGUUGCCGUGGCAACUGAGGUUAGAGCCAAGGUGUUCUUCUUUGCAAUGACGAGGAAUCCAUUGGGGAUGAGCUUUACCUAUCGAGGUCUAGCUUCGGUUCUGUAGAAUCUUUUCUAAUAGUAAAGUUACUUGUUAUGACUUAUGAGUGUCCAAGCUUCGAGUAUUUUUUGUUCAUCUAGAGACUGAUUCUGUACAUAUAUACUAUCCAAAACAAUUUUUAUAUUCGAAAUUUUGAAUCGCUUUAAUAUAAAAGUUAAACGGUUUUGCCUGUA
Molecule: messenger RNA, 2368 nt
Organism: Papaver somniferum (opium poppy)
Lineage: Eukaryota; Viridiplantae; Streptophyta; Magnoliopsida; Ranunculales; Papaveraceae
Product: protein NAR1-like
Exons: 12
Coding region: 241-1677 (478 amino acids)
Cellular component (GO): cytosol
Molecular function (GO): 4 iron, 4 sulfur cluster binding
Source: RefSeq, a predicted model, not a curated record